CUCCUUUAUUCAAGGAUAUCCUGCGUAACAGGCACAAUCAGGCAAAGCGAAGUGUUGUUAUCCGGACUCAGAAUCCAGAAGCUACUGUUGAGUCCCUGCUUACCUUUGGAAAUCUGAAACAUGCUCAUUUUACCUCACAGGAUAAGGCCUAUAUUCUGGCGGAAUUUGCAAAUGAGGCAAGCAUCACCAAGCUGCGGCAAACUGCUGGAUUCUUCAGUGAGCCCAAUCAGUUUCCCAUGCGUUCAAGGGUCUUGUUUGACACAUCGUCACGUUCUGCAAAAAAACAUCGACCUUUGCCCCAGAUUGAUGACGUAAAUUGGAAUGGGAAAUCCUCACAACAAUAUCCCUUGAUGGACCUGUUACAACAAGAAGUAGAAUCUUUGUGCACUCGAAGAUCACUUGAUGAUAGUGACUUGAGGAUGAGAUUCUUUGUGUGCCUGCAACUGGAAGAGCUCUUGCAGUCAAUCCUCCCAGAAGCUUACAUUCUUCCGUUCGGUUCCUGUCUGAACGGCUUCGGCUGGUGGAACAGUGACCUUGAUAUGAUGCUGUGUUUCUCAAAAGAACUCUGUUCCCCGGACAUGACUGCAAUGCAAAACGGCAGAUUCUCAAACUUUCGAAUGCUUACGGAAACAUUUGGUAGUAAUCGGAUGUUGGCGCAGACAACUCUGAACAUGGUAUCAUCCCUGCUACAACUGGUGCCGCGGGUUCACCAUGUGUCGAGGAUUCUAAACGCUCGUGUGCCUAUCAUACGAUUUAAACAUAUGGCUGUGAACUUAGACUGUGAUAUAAGUCUGCAAGCAACGGACAGUAUCAAGAUGACAGAGCUUCUCUACCUGUACUCUGUGUGUGACCCCAGGGUCAGGCCUCUGAUGGCAGUCAUCAAACAGUGGGCCAUCUGUCAUCACUUGACCGCUGGCGGGGAACAACAGAAACCAACCACUAUCGGAAUCUUGUUCAUGCUUCUCUAUUACCUGCAGACGAGGUCACCGCCAGUGGUUCCAACUCUCAAGAAAUUGCAGUCCUAUGCAAGUACCACGGAGAUGUUCUACAUUGACGAUACCUUGUAUGGGCUGCCGUCCAAACCCUCACUCAUACCUCGAUCCCAGAAUACAGAGACUAUAGACAACCUUCUCCAUGGUUUCUUCACAUUUUACUCAGAGUUUGAUUUCAAGAACAAUGCCAUCUCCGUUAUUGAAGGGAGUACUUUCAGCAAACCAGCAGAUGCCACCGCAGUCUACAUCGAGAACCCUCUCAGUCUCGGCUUGAACAUCUGCCGCAAUGUUGCUGGUGGCCAGCUCAGUAAUUUCAUUGCAGCAAUGAAAGAUGCCGCCUCCAAGCUGGAAGCACUGAAUGUCAAGCAGGAGACGUCCAAGAAAACUCCACUAUCAAAGUUGUCAUUUCUUUUCUCCACCAAUCAUGAUUCGGGGAAUCUAGAACCUGUUCAGAUCUCGGAACUGUUUUCAGAUGCAGAUUUGAUAGUUGAUAGUGAGAGUAAUGAUGGAAAAGAUAAUGACAACUUAACGGAUCAAGUCAGUAACCAGAGCAGCCAUGUUGCUUGA
Candidula unifasciata is the source of this 1559-nucleotide messenger RNA. Lineage: Eukaryota; Metazoa; Mollusca; Gastropoda; Stylommatophora; Geomitridae. The record is from the annotation of a GenBank genome assembly.